This is a messenger RNA of Geodia barretti, 900 nucleotides long. The record is from the annotation of a GenBank genome assembly. NCBI's taxonomy places the organism in Eukaryota, Metazoa, Porifera, Demospongiae, Tetractinellida, Geodiidae.
AUGUACGAUUUAGUUACGUUUGGGGAAGCGAUGAUCCGACUCACCGCGCCGGAGUAUAUGAGGCUUGAGCAGGUGUCAUCGCUCUCAAUCACAGCAGGCGGUGCGGAGAUGAACGUCGCCGUCAAUGCUGCACAACUCGGAUUGCGGACUGCGUGGGUAUCACGACUCGUAGACAACUGGUCAGGUCGGUAUAUCCGCAACAAGGGGCGCGAACUCGGUGUGGAUAUGUCGAACAUUGUUUGGGUCGAUUUUGAUGGGGUCGGCUUGGAACGCAACGGAUUUUAUCAUCUUGAGUUAGGCGCCGGACCGCGUGCGAGCAGUGUCACCUAUGAUCGCGGUUAUUCUGCGAUUUCUAACGUGCAGCUUGGAGAAAUUGAUUGGGCAUCUAUUUUCAGCAAUGCGCGCUGGUUUCAUCUUAGCGGGAUUACGCCUGCGUUGUCAAAAUCUGCGGCUGCCGUCUCAGCAGAGGCACUCAAAGCGGCACGCGCUGCGGGGGUCAAAACGAGUUACGACCUGAACUUCCGUUCUAAAUUGUGGAGUGCAGAAGAGGCACAAGCAGUGAACCGACCGAUGAUGGAGCAUGUCUCUGUUCUCAUCGGUAAUGAGGAAGAUUUUGAGAAAUCACUCGGCUUCGCGGCGGAAGGGGCGACCGAAUCCUAUAGUAAACUUGAACCUGAUAGCUACAAAGCAGUCGCACAACGUGUCAAGGACGCUUUCCCGAACAUUGAAAUGAUCGGUACGACGUUGCGUGAUGCCAAAACGGGUUGGUUGAACGAUUGGCGGACACUCUGUAUGAUGGCGAAGCGUUCUAUUUGUCACGUAUCUAUGAGAACUUGGAAUUGGUGGAUCGGGUUGGCGGCGGUGAUAGUUUCUCAUCGGGACUUAUUUAUAGUCUACUGA